UAUAAUCACGUGACAUACUUCCAACCCUGGGACGCCAUUUUGGAGGAAAGUUUGGAAUUUCUGACACAUAGGAAGAAAAAAAAGAGGAGGAGAUAACGAAAGAAGUUUGACGUUUAGGAAAACAAUCCUUAUUGCGCCGAAGGCGAAGAAGAAUGUAGCAAACUGCGGACGUGAGGAUUUGAAUCGCUUGUGUUCACACUGAGCCCUUGCAAGCAAACGGCAGGGAGGUGUAUAUUUGCAGUUUGGGGAGUUUUUGGAAGCCCUCCUGCAACUGGCGGCGACAUAUGUUCAGUUUUUCCCCCGCAGACGCGGAGCAGAUUGGCGGUGGAGGCUGAGUCGUAGCGUCUGUGUGUCUUUUGAAUGGAAGCGCAGGGCUGUCAGUAGAGUAACGUUAGCUCAAUUCUGUGGUGUCGCGCGACUGUCAGGUUGAAGAAGUGCAGCUCUCGCUCUACUCUAAAGACCCAACGGCUCAUUUUCAUAUCAGCCUGAAGCGUCCCCAUGUUUACCGGAUAAACAUUUGAGUUUCAUGCCAACUGCGUCUGACUUACUCCUCGUAGACACUCUGGACGGACUCGUGUAAGGGAGAGGAGCGUUUUAAUAGCGCGUGUAUUGUUAAUUUCUAACGCGAGCUCUGCUGGAUUUGUUAUCGUGCAAGAGCUCCGGCGAAACAUGCCAGUAAGGAAAAAAGAUGCACAGAGGGCUCUUUUACUGCUGGAGGAUUACCGGUCAAAACUCAGUAACACUGAAGACAGACAGCUGAGAAACUCCAUCCAGAGAGUCAUUGACAUCUUCCAGAGUAACCUCUUCCAAGCGCUAAUAGAUAUCCAGGAAUUUUAUGAAGUGACCUUAUUGGAUAAUCAGAGAUGUGGGGAAUCAGUGAAAGUGCCAGAUGCAAUACCCCCAGUAAACCUGUGGGACUUCUCCAGCAUUCAAAGCACAACGGUGACUUCAGACACCCUGCCCAGCCUUAGCACCAGCAUAGAGGACUCUCCCCUUCUAAAUGAAAUCCUUCAUGUGCUCGCUAAAGCAAAAUCCUCAGCCAGUGAGCUGGACCAAAAGUACAGACACCAUGAUGAAGACACAGGAUCUCCACAGGAGCAGAGCUCGCCACAGAUCACUGAUGAGGCUCCUGGGCCAGAGCUGGUUCAGGUGGCUGAGAAGAACCUCUCCCAGAUUGAAAACGUCCACGGUUAUGUGGCACAUGCACACAUCUCCCCAAUGAAGGUUGAGUCGCUGGAAUGCAUCUUCGAUGGGCCGUCCACUGUAGGGAACGAGGAGAGUCCUCCGCCUCCUACUACUCCUCUCUCCAACCCGUACGCUCAAAGUCCUGUGACCGUCCAGCAGACAGAUGUUGUACCACCCUCCACUCUCAUAAUCCCUGUGAUCCCAAUCUCCACUGUCCCUGCGGAGCCCGCUGUCAUCUCUUCAUCAACGUCACAGGCAAAUCCUCCCCCUGUUGUCGUAAAUACAGAGAGCUUGGAUUCAGCUCCAUAUGUUAAUGGUACUGAGGCUGACUUUGAGUAUGAGGAGAUUACACUGGAAAGGGGUAAUUCAGGCCUGGGCUUCAGUAUCGCUGGUGGCACAGAUAACCCUCACAUUGGUGAAGACCCCAGCAUUUUCAUCACCAAAGUCAUUCCAGGGGGUGCUGCCGCUCAGGACGGGAGAUUGCGGGUGAAUGAUGUGAUUCUGCGAGUGAAUGAGGUUGAUGUUCGGGAUGUGACUCACAGUAAGGCUGUGGAGGCAUUGAAGGAAGCGGGGUCACUGGUCCGACUGUAUGUUAGGAGGAGAAAGUCUGCAUCAGAGAAACUCAUGGAGAUCAAGCUUAUCAAAGGACCCAAAGGUCUGGGUUUCAGUAUAGCAGGGGGUGUUGGGAAUCAGCACAUCCCAGGGGACAAUAGCAUCUACGUCACUAAGAUUAUUGAAGGUGGAGCUGCACACAAAGAUGGGAGGCUGCAGAUAGGAGACAAACUUCUUGCUGUGAAUAGCUCCUGCCUGGAGGAAGUUACCCAUGAGCAUGCCGUGACUGCCUUGAAAAAUACCCCAGACGUGGUCUACUUGAAAGUGGCUAAACCCAAUAGUGUCUUCAUGAAUGACAGUUUUGCCCCUCCUGACAUCACCAACUCCUAUUCGCAACACAUGGAAAACCAUAUCAGUCCUCCAAGCUAUCUGAGCCAGCCGCUGCCUCCGGUGCAUUCCGGACGCUACUCCCCGACCCCAAAAACCAUGGUGGGAGAUGAUGAUGUAACCAGGGAACCCAGGAAGGUGGUGUUGCAUCGAGGCUCUACAGGGCUUGGCUUCAACAUAGUAGGUGGAGAAGAUGGAGAGGGCAUAUUUAUUUCCUUCAUCCUGGCCGGAGGCCCUGCAGACCUCUGUGGAGAAUUGAGGAAAGGAGACCGCUUGGUGUCUGUGAAUGGAAUAGACUUACGCGGUGCCACUCAUGAACAGGCCGCUGCAACCCUGAAGAACGCCGGACAAACAGUCACCAUCGUUGCCCAGUACAGACCAGAGGAGUACAGCCGUUUUGAAGCCAAGAUCCAUGACCUAAGAGAGCAGAUGAUGAACAGCAGCAUCAGCUCAGGCUCAGGGUCCCUGAGGACCAAUCAGAAGAGAUCACUAUAUGUCAGGGCACUGUUUGAUUAUGAUAAAACUAAGGAUUCUGGGCUGCCCAGCCAAGGCCUGAACUUCAGAUUUGGGGACAUACUGCAUGUGGUGAAUGCUUCAGAUGAUGAGUGGUGGCAGGCACGGCAGGUCACUCCUCAAGGAGAGGUGGAGGAAAUGGGUGUUAUCCCCAGCAAGAGAAGAGUGGAGAAGAAGGAGAGAGCAAGGUUAAAGACAGUUAAGUUCAACCCCAAGUCGCGAGAAAAAGGGUCCCUCAAUGACAAGCGUAAAAAGAAUCUGUUUUCCCGCAAGUUCCUUUUCUACAAGAACAAGGAGGCGAGUGAGCAGGAAACAAGCGAUGUGGACCAGCAUGUCACCUCUAAUGCCAGUGAUAGUGAGAGUAGUUACCGUGGUCAAGAGGAAUAUGUGCUGUCUUAUGAGCCAGUCUGUCAGCAGGAAGUGAACUACUCACGACCAGUGAUUAUCUUGGGUCCGAUGAAAGACAGAGUAAACGAUGACCUGAUUUCGGAGUUCCCUGACAAAUUUGGUUCCUGUGUUCCUCAUACAACAAGGCCGAAGCGAGAUUAUGAGGUGGACGGGAGAGACUACCACUUUGUUGUUUCUAGAGAGCAGAUGGAGAAAGACAUACAGGAGCACAAGUUCAUCGAGGCAGGCCAGUACAACGGUCACCUGUAUGGAACCAGUGUGCAGUCUGUCAGAGAGGUGGCAGAAAAGGGCAAACAUUGCAUUCUAGAUGUAUCAGGCAAUGCCAUAAAGAGACUGCAAGUUGCUGUGCUUUACCCCAUCGCUAUUUUCAUCAAACCAAAAUCAAUGGAGAACAUCGUGGAGAUGAAUAAAAGACUGACAGAGGAACAAGGCAGGAAGACAUACGACAGAGCCAUGAAGUUGGAACAGGAGUUCAUGGAGCACUUCACAGCUAUUGUUCAGGGGGACACUUUGGAAGAGAUCUACGAUCAAGUAAAGCAGAUAAUUGAGGAACAGUCUGGGCCAUACAUAUGGGUACAGUCCAAGGAGAAACUUUGAACGCCUUCAGGAGUUUAUCAUCCCCCUUUCUCUGCCUGGUUUAUUUAUUGAUUCUGUAUUCUUUUUCUUUUUGGUAAUCUCAGCUGGGCUUCUCCAUCUGACAGAAUUCACUCAACAGAUUAAUUCCUUAAUCCAGCAUACUUCAAUCUCUGUUCAGUCCUAUAUCUUCACCUGCUACUUAUAGUUCAAGAGAAGAUGAUCUGUCCUCCUCAGAUCUUUACUGCUUCCACGCUUACAGAAAGCAAAGCUAUGCCAGACCAGCAUGUUUACCAGGGGUUUGGAAACGGUACAGUUCCUUAAUGUUUAAGGGAGGUUACUUUGUAAGUACAAAGACAGCGAUCUGGAUUUUCUGAUAAGUCUCUUUUCAUUUUACCCGCUCUCUUGUUUUUUGGAAAUGGUAACAUGGAGCUCAAGUCUCAGGCAUCGGAUUCAUUACAAUGAUGAGAAACACACAAAAAAAGCAAAACUUUGCACGUUGUAGCUUCUAAGACCAGGUGUUCUUCAGUCCUUUUUUCUCAUUGUUCAUUUCCAUCAUAGUCCCGUAUGUUCCACACGUUGUUGAUUUUCUUUUUACCUCUCCCUUGACUGUUGUAUUGGCAUGCUUCUUGUUCUGAUUAUCAUUCUGAUUGUCUGCGUUAUGGAGCCAUUGUGUUUAGAUGAUGUCCCGUUGCACAGAUGUGAGACGUGUGCCGCCACUGUUAGAAUGUCUGUUCCAAGAGUCUACAAUCAGUGUCUUACACAAAGUAUGUGUUUUCAACACUUUGAUUUACAUUUAGGAAAGUCUGCCAUUUGUAAGGAACUGAUAUUUUUAAGGGGCAAUAAAAUGCCACCGCAUAUGUGGAAGAAAUUUAUUGUACAAUGAGAUCUUAACAGAUAUUUAACCCUCCAUAAACUGCCUAUUUUGUUAUAAUAAAAGUCUGUAUUGAGCUUUACUUAAACACUAUUAUGAUGGGAGUUAUUUUCUUGACAUCGUAAAAUGUAUAUUAGAGCAAGAGAUUUAAAUGAUAUAGUAUGAAUAUAUUUUUUCCCCUUUUUCUGUUACCACCCUUUAUUUUCCUAAACUGAAACAACUGACAAGAUGCAGGGCAGUGAGGGGAAUGUGGAGAAAACAGCCUAGCGGAUGAUUCAUAUGCUAUUUGAAGCUAGUUCUGUCUCUUCCUCUCCUCUGCUCACCAUUUCAACAUCAUCUGCUCUGAGAGCGCUACAUCAGAGUCGUCAUGUGUGGAGAAGAACGUUCCAUCCGUCCCCCUCUCAGACACAAACCGUCUCACAGGGCUGACGAAGCUUUUGCGCAGAGCUGAUGUUAUCCAGCUAGAAGCUCCACAGAGACUCCUUUUUUUCUAAACCCGUUGGAGAGGGGGUCUCGCCUGCUCUUCCUAUGACAUGAUUGUUUUGUAUACGAAGACUGCUUGUUCUACCACCUCACCACCUCUGCUUUUCGGGGACAUUUUGGGACUGGAAAAAAGAAACAUGUAAAUAACCUACUGAUCUGUUUCAUUCCAUUGAUCAAAACGAACAAGAGAAUGGCUAAUUCAAGAAAAAUAAAACAAAAUCUUUCUCAUACAGCA
Carassius gibelio (silver crucian carp) is the source of this 5210-nucleotide messenger RNA. It is a transcript of the gene dlg1b, whose product is annotated as discs large MAGUK scaffold protein 1b. Gene Ontology annotation, biological process: chemical synaptic transmission; neurotransmitter receptor localization to postsynaptic specialization membrane. The coding region runs from base 670 to 3642 and encodes 990 amino acids. Gene Ontology annotation, molecular function: kinase binding. The record is from RefSeq and is a predicted model, not a curated record. NCBI's taxonomy places the organism in Eukaryota, Metazoa, Chordata, Actinopteri, Cypriniformes, Cyprinidae. Gene Ontology annotation, cellular component: neuromuscular junction; neuron projection; postsynaptic density membrane. The transcript has 27 exons.